Molecule: messenger RNA, 2140 nt
Organism: Nelumbo nucifera (sacred lotus)
Lineage: Eukaryota; Viridiplantae; Streptophyta; Magnoliopsida; Proteales; Nelumbonaceae
Molecular function (GO): DNA binding; DNA-binding transcription factor activity
Source: RefSeq, a predicted model, not a curated record
UGGUGUUCAGUGCAGGCAGACGUCGUUCGUUCGUCUCUGCCACAUUUAAACCAAAGCACAGAAGCGCCAAGUUUCGACCCUCCUCCGUCCCACUGGUCAGAUGAGUAUCCCGAUACCACCACUCACCGAACAUCUGUCAACCAACCCACCCCCGUCUCUACGCCCUCUCUCUCUUCUCAGCCUCUCUACUGUCAUGGCCUAUCUCACCGACCCUUUGCAUUUCUUGACGCGUUUCUCUCAUCUUUUACCCAUCUGUGCUUCAUACAUUGGCCGUCAUUUUUCUUUCAUCAUCACGACCACCAUCAUAGCCUAUGGCUUUUCUUCACCUGCAACACAAGCUCCCCUCCCAUUGAUCAGAAUCCAGAACCAGUACUCCUGCCGUCCUGCGUUUCUCCUCUCGUCAUGGAGAACACAAUCCCUCGGCCAGUUACAACCACCCCAACCACCUUUCCUGUUACAUCUCCUCCCACCACCACUGUUGCUACCACUCUCAGUCAAGAACAGAAGCUACGAAACAUUGAAUAUGGGAAGGAACUACAACUGGGUUUCUCCCCUCUUCCUCUUCCUCCUGCUUCUGUUUCUCCUCUCCCUCCUACAACAGUUCCUACACCAAAUCAUCCUUUCUCCACUCCUGAAUCGCGCAGCACGGUUCCAUACUCUCAGGAUCAUCAUCAUCAACACCAUAAUCUAAGCGAAUCCCAGUAUUACUCUUAUGUGUUCUCUCCGGAUUAUGCUUCCUCUUCAUCCAUCUUUCCCGUGUUUCCUUUGAUGGUUGAUCCGAGCGUAAUCGAUAAUGGACUACCCAGUUCGAUGGUUGGAGGUCUCCUUGAUGGGUACUAUCCAACCGAAAAGUUCAUCGACAAAGUUGGGUUGGAGAAUUCUUGUUUCCUGGAAUCGAUGGCUCAAUCCCAGGUGCAACAGAAGAGGUUAUGGGGGUCGAUAACAAAGGCUGCCAGAAGCAAGAGAAGGAUAGCAAGGCGAAUGAACUCCAUCUCCUCCCCCCGAGUUGGUCCUCCGAACCAGAACUCUUCUUCCUCCUCUUCUCCCGGCUCUCCAUCUUCCAACAAGAAUCUUUCUUUCUCUGCCGACGCUGCUCAGAGCAACAGCAACUGCGACACCGACAGGAAGAAGAGAGAGCUUUUCACAUUCACCAAACCACAUAACAGAAAACUCCGACUCUUAUUGCAGAAGGAACUGAAAAACAGUGAUGUGAACUCCCUUGGAAGGAUUAUACUCCCAAAGAAAGACUCAGAGGCAAACCUGCCAACCCUCACAGUGAAAGAAGGAUUCCAAAUCACAGUAAGAGAUUUGGCUUCUAGCAAGGUCUGGCACAUGAGAUACAGGUUUUGGCCAAACAAUAAGAGCAGGAUGUAUGUUUUGGAGAAUACAGGAGAUUUUGUGAAGCAAAAGAGUCUCAAGACCGGAGACUCCAUCAUGCUAUAUCAAGACGAAAGCAACCAAUUUUUCAUAUGUGCUAAGAGGGCAGAAGACCCACCUUUUAAAUUUGUAAAAGACCAAAUGGAAGACAGCAAGGAAAAAUUUUGUAACUCCUUCAAGGGAAAGAUUGAAGAGGAUGGACAUGAACCAUCUACAACUGUUGAGGAAAGAAUUGAUGAAGAUGAAGAAGAGACUACUCUGGGCAAAGACAAAGUGUUCAUUUUGGAGGAUGGUGUCUCUUCAAGCAAGAUUAGUUGCUUCAGCAAUGAUACUCUUUGUGGUACUUCUACCCAACUGGCUAAGGAAGCAGUGAAGCCCCAAUCACUGAAGGAAGCAAGUGACCUUGACUGUUUCUUUAGUGAGCUAGAGAUGCUUCCCAAUUUUGGAGCUUGUGACCUUUCUCUAUACAAUGACUUCAUAAAUGAUUUUGCUUAUCCGGGUGGGGAGAAUGGAGUGGUUGCAAAGUGAUUUAUAUCACGAAUUACCUUUUUUUGUUUUGUUUUGUUUUGAUUUAUUGUGUAUAACUAUUUUAAAAAUUAAUUUUGUUUUGGGCUUGGACUGGGAUUUUGAUUUUGUGGGCAAAAGAUCGAGCAAAAGUUAUUGGGCUUGGGUGACAUGGAUGUGUCUCGAUUAAAACUCGUAAGUUUGUCUUAUGGGUACAAUGAAAAUUGUGAUAAAGAUAACAUGUAUUGUUUCUCAUCGU